Messenger RNA from Corylus avellana, 1496 nucleotides. Its product is annotated as protein POLAR LOCALIZATION DURING ASYMMETRIC DIVISION AND REDISTRIBUTION. The record is from RefSeq and is a predicted model, not a curated record. NCBI's taxonomy places the organism in Eukaryota, Viridiplantae, Streptophyta, Magnoliopsida, Fagales, Betulaceae. Gene Ontology annotation, biological process: asymmetric cell division.
CUUAAAAACCUUUUGAAAUUGAGCAAACCAAACGCUCCUCUAGAGAAAACCUUUUCCCUCCAAAUCCUCUUUCUUCUUUGCAAUUCAAAAACCCUCUCAUCGCAUUCAAUUCCCCACUCAGUCCCCUCUUCAACACGCUGUACCUGACACCGAUCCCAAUCCCCAGAUGAAGCAGAGCCUCUUCUUUAAAUCCCCCUCCCAAAACUCAAUUCGCGUCGACUCCAAGAACCAACGCAUUCGCGUCGCGGACAUACUUGCCGCUGACGAGGAGGAGGAGGAGGAGGACUGUGUUGGCGAUUUUGGCAUGGAUUGGCGGCGGCGCAGCGACGGGUCUACGAGCCUCCAGUGCUCGUCUCCGCGCCGGAUUGUUGCGCGGUGGCUGGCGGCGCUGAGGCGGGCCAAGGAGAGAAGGAAUGUUGUGGUGCGUGCAAGGCGUUCGAUGAAUAGUCUGAAUGCUGGUGACUCGUCGCCCUCAGCUUCGGAAAGCGAGGAGUCAGGACAGUGUAGGAAAGAUACUUCUUUCAACUUGGGAGUGGGAUGUAGUUUGCUAUAUCUCAUUGCAGCGAGUAAAACUGAACUUACUAAGAUGGUUGAGUUGCGUACGGAAAUGGAAAUGCUUCUUCAAAAUGUCAAAGACGAUUUGCAAAGGAAGGAUGCACUGCAUAAGUCAUUUGAGUCAAUUGACACUCUUGCCUAUUCCACCACUGAUGUACAAGAAGGCUCAAACUUUAACAGCUGGCUUUCACUUCAGUCACAAACAACAUCAUAUGUAUUACCAGAUUCAGGAACCAUUACGGUACAUGAUCAGCCUUUAAAAGAUGAAUAUGUACCAGAUUCAUCUACACUUCAACAAGAUGAAUAUGUAGAAGGAAUGGAUGAACUUGAGGCAGAACUUGAAGCUGAGUUGGAGCGUUUGCAGACCCGCUUGGAUAGAGAUAAUUCGUUGAAACAUCCACUACAGGAAAGGAUAAAGGUGACUGUUGACGAUACGGAUUCUGUCAGAAGCCGUAGUUCGAGUUUUGGGGAGGUAAUUGACCUUCAAAAUGCCAGUACUGAAGUUCACUGUGGAGUUCCACCCACAGAACUUCAGAGAAGGUUGCAUGAACUACUGGAAGCAAAGCAGCAAGAACGGAUAAAAGAGCUAGAAGCUGCUCUAGAAUGUGCUAUGCACAAGCUCCGUGAGAAAGAAAUAGAAGCUUCUUGGUGGAAAGACACUGCACGACUUAUUUCUCAACAUGUUCCAGGGCCUUCACGGCUUAGUUCCCAACCUGAUUCAGAAACUUCUUAAUUAUGUAGGUAAGCUUCAAAUUGUAAACGAUAGCUUUUGAGUGAGAUUUUGUUAAAGCCACCAUGCAUGUGUAACUUUACUUGGUCUGUGAUGAUGAGUUACUGUAUCUAUUUUGGCUUUUGGGUUUGAAACACUGUGAUAUUGCUUGUACAAGGUGUAGUGAUGACAAAUGAGAAGAAUAAUAUAUACGGUUUUAAGAAAUGCAAUA